AUGCAGCUCCACGCUGGGGUCCUUCUGGCCGCCGCCGUCUUGAUCCUGCAGCUGGCUUCAGCCCAAGCCAUGCGGUGCCACCAGUGCAAGGGCUUCGGAGGAUGCUCCCAUGUGGCCAGAUGUCGGGGGGACUCCACCCACUGCAUUGCUAUCGCCACCCGGGACCUCAUCAGCUUCAAGGACCUGCCUCUGGUCACCAAGAUGUGCCACAGAGGCUGCCCUGACAUCCGAAGCCUGGGCCUGGGCCCCCACGUGUCCAUGAUCUGCUGCCAGGCCAGCCUCUGCAACCACGACUGACCACCCACCACUCCCGCUGGACUCUAGGCCCAUGGCCCCCACCCCAGGCCAGCCUUCCCACUUGCUAGCCCACACGGCCCAGCCUCUGUGCCACCGUCCAGCACCACUCUUCCUCAGAAGUCCUGCAAGACGUCUUGCCUAAACCUAAAUCCACUGUGGUCCAAGCCUGAGCUCCCUAUGUGCCACCCCUCAAGUCCUGACCCCUAAUAAAAUGU
Messenger RNA from Lemur catta (Ring-tailed lemur), 512 nucleotides. It is a transcript of the gene SLURP2, whose product is annotated as secreted LY6/PLAUR domain containing 2. The record is from RefSeq and is a predicted model, not a curated record. NCBI's taxonomy places the organism in Eukaryota, Metazoa, Chordata, Mammalia, Primates, Lemuridae. Bases 1 to 297 code for a protein of 98 amino acids. The transcript has 3 exons. Gene Ontology annotation, molecular function: acetylcholine receptor inhibitor activity.